UCUCUCUCUCAACGACACAAACCAUCUAUUUCCUCACUUCACUCUUCUUCUUUGUUUGUAUUACCACCCAUGGCAAGGGAGACAAGUGCUUCAUUUUUUGCAUGGAUAAUGGCUACUGGGUUGCUCUUCCAGGGCUUGGUCCUUCCUGCUAUGUCCAUUCGCUUUGAAGAUAAAAAAACCUACUACUCUCCUAACCCACAUUCUGGAACUCCUCCUUCAGGCUCACACGGGAGUCCACCCCAUGGAAAUACACCAUCGUAUGGUUCACCACCCUCUCACCAUGGAGGAAGCCACAAUCCAGGCUCACACGGGAGUCCACCCCAUGGAAAUACACCAUCGUAUGGUUCACCACCCUCUCACCAUGGAGGAAGCCACAAUCCAACCCCAUCACAUGGAGGAAGCUACAAUCCAACUCCAUCUUCGCCAUCGCCACCUUCUAACUGUGGAAGUCCACCACACGAACCCGUCACACCCUCAACCCCCUCAACGCCAUCAAACCCUCCUUCAGGAUAUUACCAAUCUCCUCCACCUUCUGGUGGUUAUAGUCCUCCUGUUAUUGUUAGCCCACCGUAUGAUCCAGGCACCCCGACAAUUCCCUCACCUCCAUUCUCACCCAUUCCUGGCACAUGCACUUACUGGAGUAAUCAUCCCACUUUGAUAUGGGGUGUGCUGGGCUGGUGGGGUACAUUGGGCCAUGCAUUCGGAGUGACUAGCGCUCCUGGUUUCAGCCCCAACAUGAGCUUGCAGCAAGCACUUUCCAACAAUCUUAGUGAUGGUUAUGGAGCACUUUACCGGGAAGGGACUGCAUCGUGGCUCAACUCCUUGGUUAAUCACAGGUUCCCUUUCACAACUGACCAAGUCAGGCAGAGCUUCGUGUCGGCAAUCCACUCAGAGAAGACUGCAGCAGCUCAAGCUCAACUCUUCAAGUCGGCAAAUGAGGGCCGCUUCAGGCCCAGAGGUUGAAUAAUAACUUCAUUAUUUGGCAUGUUUAUUUUUCCAACUUUCAGUUUGUGGAAGCAUUAUAUAUCUAUGGGGUGUGCUAUUUUGUUAAGAAUAUCAAGUCUUUCUACUAUCUUAUCAUUAUCAGUCACGUUACAGUAUUAUAAUUUCAAGAUGCUUUGUUGUUUAAUUGUUUAGUUUAUGCUACCUAGUCUUGAAUAAUAUUUUUUGGUUUAGAUUA
Molecule: messenger RNA, 1180 nt
Organism: Mangifera indica (mango)
Lineage: Eukaryota; Viridiplantae; Streptophyta; Magnoliopsida; Sapindales; Anacardiaceae
Product: protodermal factor 1-like
Exons: 3
Coding region: 70-963 (297 amino acids)
Source: RefSeq, a predicted model, not a curated record